Meloidogyne enterolobii is the source of this 320-nucleotide messenger RNA. The record is from the annotation of a GenBank genome assembly. NCBI's taxonomy places the organism in Eukaryota, Metazoa, Nematoda, Chromadorea, Rhabditida, Meloidogynidae.
AUGGGGAAUUGGGGGCCUGCUAAAGUUGGAUUAAUACCUAAGUGGUGGACGACGGGGGGAAGGGCGGGUUGUUCCGAGAGUUCAUUUUCGGUCAAAGGGCGGAAGGUUUUAAAUCUAAUAGUAUCCCCUACAUUUAAAUCAAGUGAGUGGGAACUAUCUAACUCUAAAAACUCUGGCCAAGCUACGGACUUAACUCCACGUGAAAUUUUUGCUGCUAUAAUUUUUGGGAAGGUUCGGGAUACAAAAUACUUAUUAAUUUCCAUGCCUGUAAUUGGACGUUGGGCUCGGGGGAGGCGGGGUUGUGUAGGAAUGGGGUAGAU